Molecule: messenger RNA, 315 nt
Organism: Thelazia callipaeda (thelaziosis nematode)
Lineage: Eukaryota; Metazoa; Nematoda; Chromadorea; Rhabditida; Thelaziidae
Source: the annotation of a GenBank genome assembly
AUGGAUUUUGACGCAACAGAAAGCAACGAAGAAGUUCAGCCAAAUAGAAGAGAAUCAAGAAACGAAGAUAUGCGCGCAGGCUAUGAUUUACUGCGGAGUCGCAUUCCGUGCCUUCCACAAGACCAAAAUAUUCCUAGAAUUAAAACGCUAUCUCUUGCGAACGCAUAUAUCAAGCACUUAGCGAAUGUACUAUCACCUCCUGAAGGCACUCAACCUUUGGAAACAGAUGAUUUCGCUUCAAUUGUAAGAGAUGAACUACAGACUCGAAAUAACUAUUCCAGUAAGUGGGGAUUAUUUCUUAUGCAAAUUUGCUAA